GUAAAAUAACUACUUAGUCGGAACAUUUUCAAUCGGAGUCUAUACAUGUAUUUAAUUGACAAUAUAAAGUGUAAUUGCAAUAUUUAAAAGCAUUUAUAUGUACAUUAGACAUUCAUGUACUCGUUGUUUUAAAUAAUAACCUAUACAUAUUUAAAGGAUCUGAAAUAUUUAUUGGGUAACUUUACUGCGAUUCGUCCUCAAACAGUUUCAUCCCAAUUUAACUCUCCAAGUUUGAGCAUAUGCUUCUGACUGCGUUGUCCAUCAUAUUUAUUGACUUAUGACACUUAAAGCAAUCGUUUUUUUCAUAGCUUCGAAAUGCAGAACGGAAUUCGCAAUUUCAUAGUGCAAAAACAUUUUAGAAUUUGUUUGCAUUUGUGCAAAAGGUACAAACAUACAGUGGUUUUAGAUGAAAUGUUCAACGAGACCAACAAAUUUCACGUUCAAACAAAGCUUCAGACAUCACAUCCCUUGCUUCGACCAGACAGUCAAAAGUAUAAGGCCAAACGGCCAGCAGCAGUUCUUGUACCGAUGUGUUAUGUGAAUGGUGAACCUUCCUUGCUGUUCAUGAUGAGAUCCCAACAUCUAAAUAAUCAUAGAGGGGAAGUAUGUUUUCCUGGAGGCAUGCAGGACCCUAGUGACAAAGAUACAGUCCACACUGCAUUACGUGAGACCCAUGAGGAGAUUGGCAUGUCUCAGGACCAGGUUGAUGUCUGGGGCAAUCUGUCAGGAUCACCAACCAGCAGGACAGGAAACUGGGUGACUCCUGUCUUGGGGUUCUGUGGAGAAAUUGACAUCUCUCAGCUGAAGCUUAACCAUAGAGAGGUAGAGGAAGUGUUUACAAGGUCGAUAUCUUCACUAUGUCAUCCCCCGUCAAUACGCAGUACCCAAUGGAGGUAUCCUGGUAGUCAAGGCUACACUUUGCCGGUCUACCUCGGAGGGAAGCCAGGACAUCGCAUAUGGGGACUGACGGCAGUGAUCGUUCACCAAGUGCUCACAAUAAUCGCUCCGGGACUCUACACAUUUAAACUAAGACAUCAUAGAUAACAUAUGUAAUUGACAUUACGCCUUAUUACCUUGAUAUUAGUACUCAUAACUGAUAAAUAAAUGGCGGGAUUUAUAGUUACUGUAGUGGACAAUCAAAUGAACAUGUCAUGGACUUGGAUAUAAUAUAUUUCUUUUGUCUUCUUCCUAUUAAAGAUGACUGUUACAGAUUGUUUACUUUUAAAAUGUUUUAUUCCAAACGUGUUAUAUUUGAGAGAAAAAAUCAGACCUGGCUAAAGUCUUUAUUUCCAUUUUUUCACACAUUUGUUUAAAAUAGAAUGUAUUUUUAGAUUCAUUCUACAUUUUGCAAUAUUCUAACUAUUGCAGUUUUUAAAUCAGAAAUAUUUUGGAGAAAAAGAAUUAGUGGAAACAAUUUUGCCGUUCUCUCCUUUUAGUCAUUUCAUUGAAAAAAUGAACAUUCAUCAUAGGUUUACUCUUUGAAAUAUAAUUCCAAUGUUUUAGAGUCUAUAGUGUUAUAAUUAUUGAGGAUGGUAAAAGUCAGAUUUAAAGCUGCACUCUCACAGAUUGAACGAUUUGACAACUUUUUUAUUUUUUGUCUUGGAACGGGCCAAUUUUUGUGAAAAUCCAUGGAAACCAGUUAAAUAAGACUGUUGACAAAAAAUUAGAUGUAGAUUUUUGUAAUUAAGUUAAAAAAAAUGAUGUUUUAUGCAUUUUUCUUAAACAGUUAGUCAUGGUUUAGGCCAUAAAACAUUAAUUUUCGAACGGAAAUAUGAAAAUCUAUGAUCUGAUUUUUUGUCAGAAAUCUUAUAUCAUUGGUUUGCAGAUAUUUACGCAAAAAUUUGCCCUUUCCAAGACAAAAAAUAAAAAAGUUGUAAAAGUGGUAAAUCUUUGAGAGUCUCAUACCCACACACAUUGGCUGCAUUAUGGCUUGAUCCUGCCAUGACGCCAUCACGACUUAAAUUGUGUUUAAAUGCCAUAAGUGACAUAGAAAUGACAGCAAUUCGCAGUCAAAUCGAGACAUUGGAAUACUUUAAGAAACAGAGUGUGAUGCAAUCCUAGAGAUCCGGGUGGGAUAACCUAGCUAUUUGCGAAGAGACGUCUUGGUUCUUUCACGUGCUCGGUGUAAAUCAACGAUGAACGAAAGACAACUUUCCUUGAUUGAACCAGUUCUGAGUACACCAUUCACUCAGUAUUACCCUGUAACUUCAGAGCGCUAGGCAAGGGAGCUACUCGUACCAUAUUUUUACGUUUUUUGGUUUUCUGAGAUUGGGGUUUGAGCCCAAAACAUUCCACACCUUAAGCAAACACUACCAUUGAGCUAUCAGUGGG
Molecule: messenger RNA, 2331 nt
Organism: Mya arenaria
Lineage: Eukaryota; Metazoa; Mollusca; Bivalvia; Myida; Myidae
Product: mitochondrial coenzyme A diphosphatase NUDT8-like
Exons: 5
Coding region: 316-1044 (242 amino acids)
Molecular function (GO): coenzyme A diphosphatase activity
Source: RefSeq, a predicted model, not a curated record